This is a messenger RNA of Trachymyrmex cornetzi, 3322 nucleotides long. It is a transcript of the gene AP-1-2beta, whose product is annotated as adaptor protein complex 1/2, beta subunit. The transcript is spliced from 12 exons. Gene Ontology annotation, cellular component: membrane coat; clathrin adaptor complex. Bases 293 to 3088 code for a protein of 931 amino acids. Lineage: Eukaryota; Metazoa; Arthropoda; Insecta; Hymenoptera; Formicidae. The record is from RefSeq and is a predicted model, not a curated record. Gene Ontology annotation, biological process: intracellular protein transport; vesicle-mediated transport. Gene Ontology annotation, molecular function: clathrin binding.
CGGCCAAUCAGAGCCAAGUCACUUAUCGAUAACUGGAGGCGACGGCCUCCUCUCCCCCACAUGUACGCAGAUGUGCGCCAGGCCUGUGUGGCCACUGAUAGCCGUGUGUUACACUGCUACAGCGAAGUGUCGCAAAGGUGCCCCCGGUAUAUCGCACUUAGCAGAAGCGCAAAGUUGCCCGGGGGGCGGACGGCGUCAUCCAGAUCUGAGUUUGCGGAUAAAACGAUUCGUUCUCGAUCAUUCUCGCCCCUUCUCCCCGCCGCCGCUAGUCGCUGUUAAAUAGACAGACAAGAUGACGGAUUCAAAGUAUUUUACCACUACGAAGAAGGGAGAGAUAUUUGAGCUCAAGUCAGAACUGAACAAUGAGAAGAAAGAAAAGAAAAAGGAAGCUGUAAAGAAGGUCAUUGCUUCUAUGACAGUAGGAAAAGAUGUGUCUGCACUGUUUCCCGACGUGGUGAAUUGCAUGCAGACCGACAAUCUGGAACUGAAAAAGCUGGUAUACCUGUACCUGAUGAACUACGCCAAGAGCCAACCGGACAUGGCUAUCAUGGCAGUCAACACGUUCGUCAAGGAGCUAGCAACAUCUCCGAUGACAAAGGACUGCGAGGACCCAAAUCCGCUGAUUCGUGCUCUGGCAGUUCGCACGAUGGGCUGUAUACGUGUUGACAAGAUAACCGAGUAUCUGUGCGAGCCGCUGCGCAAAUGCCUGAAGGAUGAGGACCCGUAUGUACGCAAGACUGCAGCUGUGUGCGUCGCCAAACUUUAUGACAUUAACGCGGCCUUAGUCGAGGACCAGGGAUUCCUGGAUCAGUUGAAGGAUCUCCUGUCCGACAGUAAUCCAAUGGUUGUUGCAAAUGCGGUAGCUGCUCUGUCUGAGAUCAACGAGGCCAGUCCGAGCGGUCAACCGUUGGUAGAAAUGAACGCACAGACCAUAAACAAACUUCUGACGGCGCUUAACGAAUGUACGGAAUGGGGCCAAGUUUUCAUCCUGGAUUCAUUAGCGAAUUACUCGCCCAAGGAUGAUCGCGAAGCGCAGAGCAUUUGCGAACGGAUCACUCCGCGUUUGGCACAUGCUAAUGCUGCAGUCGUACUUUCUGCCGUCAAAGUAUUAAUGAAAUUAAUGGAGAUGCUGCAGUCCGAAUCGGAUUUUGUCGGCACACUUACAAAGAAAUUGGCGCCUCCUCUUGUUACAUUAUUGAGCUCCGAACCGGAAGUUCAAUAUGUCGCAUUGAGAAAUAUCAAUCUCAUUGUGCAAAAACGACCAGAUAUUCUAAAACACGAGAUGAAAGUAUUCUUCGUCAAAUACAACGAUCCUAUUUAUGUAAAAUUGGAGAAGCUGGACAUUAUGAUUCGUUUAGCGUCACAGGCCAACAUCGCGCAAGUCCUCUCGGAAUUGAAGGAAUACGCCACCGAGGUCGACGUGGACUUUGUAAGGAAAGCUGUGCGGGCCAUCGGUCGCUGCGCUAUAAAAGUCGAGCCGUCUGCAGAACGUUGCGUCUCCACGUUACUGGACCUGAUACAAACAAAAGUGAAUUACGUUGUUCAAGAAGCAAUUGUGGUAAUAAAAGACAUCUUCCGCAAGUAUCCUAAUAAAUACGAAAGCAUAAUUUCGACUCUAUGCGAGAAUUUGGACACACUAGAUGAGCCUGAAGCGCGUGCCUCCAUGAUAUGGAUUAUUGGAGAGUACGCGGAACGCAUCGACAAUGCUGAUGAAUUGCUGGAAAGCUUCUUGGAAGGCUUCCAUGACGAGAACACACAAGUACAGCUGCAAUUGCUCACCGCAAUUGUCAAAUUGUUCCUCAAGAGGCCCACGGAUACGCAAGAGUUGGUUCAACAAGUGCUCAGCCUGGCCACACAGGAUUCUGACAAUCCCGAUCUGCGAGACCGCGGUUUCAUCUACUGGCGAUUACUAAGCACUGAUCCGGCAGCGGCUAAGGAGGUAGUGCUUGCAGAAAAGCCUCUGAUCUCAGAAGAGACGGAUCUGCUGGAACCGACAUUGUUGGAUGAAUUAAUUUGCCAUAUUUCGAGCUUAGCAUCCGUAUAUCACAAACCUCCUACUGCGUUUGUAGAAGGCAGAGCAGCUGGUGCUAGGAAGUCGCUGCCCGCUAGAAGCAAUUCUAACGAGGAAUCUAACCGGACAACUGCACAACCCUCCCACGCACAGGUCAUACCCGCUCAGGAUUCCUUGAUUGGCGACCUCCUCAGUAUGGACAUCGGUGGACCAACAAUGGUCACACCGGCACCUGCGCCACAGUCUUCGGGACUAGGAUUGGAUCUUCUAGGCGGUGGUCUCGAUGGAAUCCUGAACGACAAUACGAGUGCACCAGCCGUUUCUCAGAGCACAACGGGUCUGCUCGGCGAUAUAUUCGGCUUCAACCAAGGUCCCACGCCUUACAUAUCUCCCAAAGUUAAUUGGCUACCAGCCGAAAAGGGCAAAGGUUUUGAUAUUUGGGGCACAUUUUCGAGAAAAAAUGGCCAAAUUAGCAUGGAUAUGACCUUCACAAACAAAGCGAUGCAACCUAUGGGAGGAUUCGCGAUACAGCUCAACAAAAAUAGCUUUGGCUUAACGCCGGCGGCUCCGUUGCAAGUUCCAGCUCCCCUGAGUCCUGGAUCGAGUAUAGAAGCGAAUGUUAUACUGUCUACCGCGGGUGCGGUGCAACGUAUGGAACCUUUGAACAAUCUGCAAGUUGCUAUCAAGAACAAUAUUGACGUUUUCUACUUCGCGUGUAUUGUACCUAUGAAUGCAUACUUCGCGGAAGAUGGGCAGUUGGACAAGAGAGUGUUUCUUUCCACCUGGAAAGAUAUACCUGCACAGAAUGAGGUACAAUAUACGCUAAACGGUGUAAUGUUGACCGCAGAUCAAGUGGUGCAAAAGAUGCAACAGAAUAAUGUCUUCACAAUUGCUAAGAGGAAUGUAGAGGGACAGGAUAUGCUUUAUCAGUCUCUCAAGCUGACGAACAAUGUCUGGGUAUUGAACGAAUUGAAAAUUCAGCCGGGCAAUCCUGAUGUUACGCUAUCCUUGAAAUCUCGGUCCGUAGAAGUCGCUCCUGGAGUAUUUCAAGCAUACAAUGCGAUUUUACAUUCUUAAGUUUUCUUUCUUUCGUCAAUUAGGAUAUUGCUGUAAGAUGCAAAUUACAAAAAAAAAUAAACGCCAACAUGCGCAACAGCUUAUUUAUAGGAGCUAUCUAUGUACAUCUGCAUGAGACUCGAGAGUAUCUUGAAACACAGUACUACAGGAAUCUCUGUUACAGAUUGAAUUUAUUAUAAAAAUGACCAUGGGCGUGUAUGGAAAUAAAGAUUUAUGAUCACGUCUGUAUCCUUA